Molecule: messenger RNA, 612 nt
Organism: Solanum verrucosum
Lineage: Eukaryota; Viridiplantae; Streptophyta; Magnoliopsida; Solanales; Solanaceae
Exons: 1
Coding region: 1-612 (203 amino acids)
Source: RefSeq, a predicted model, not a curated record
AUGGGAGACAACAACACUACAUACAUCGUAGAUUUGGGGGAAAAUGGUGAUAGAGACCUGGUUGUGGUUACACGUAGUGGGAAGUUAGCGGUAGAUGAUUUGAAGGGAAAUGAUGAGGCACAAGCUCAUGAAGAAGAUAAAGGUAUUGAGGAAGAAGAGACACCCAUCCAACAAAGCCCUCCAAUACCAAAAAUGGUGAAACCUCUUCCCAAAAUAACUCCUCCGUUUCCCCAAUGUCUUAAGAAGAAAAAUGAGGAUAAGAAUUUCAAGAAAUGUUUAUUGGUGUUUAAGACAUUAUUGAUUAUUCUCCCUCUAGUGAAGGCAUUGUUGGAGAUGUCGGUUUAUGCCAAGUUUAUGAAAGAGUUAGUCACAAUGAAAAGAAGCUUGGACUUUGAAACAAUUGAAGUCUCUCAUAGUUUUAGCGUAAUUACGACUAAUGAGAUGAUAAAAACAAGGAGGAUCCCGGAGCCUUCCUUAUGUGAUUUGGGAGCAAGUAUAAACCUAAUGUCAAAUGCAAUCUAUAAGCAACUUGGAUUGGGUGAACCAAAGUCCACAACAAUGAGGCUUUUGAUGGCAGAUCGAUCUAUCAAGCACCCCAUGGGAAUAAUCUAG